Molecule: messenger RNA, 5350 nt
Organism: Macrobrachium nipponense
Lineage: Eukaryota; Metazoa; Arthropoda; Malacostraca; Decapoda; Palaemonidae
Product: alpha-2-macroglobulin-like
Exons: 27
Coding region: 93-4697 (1534 amino acids)
Cellular component (GO): extracellular region
Molecular function (GO): endopeptidase inhibitor activity
Source: RefSeq, a predicted model, not a curated record
CCUCGAUUUGCGUUCAUUCGUUCACCGACGGUUGUCGGUGCCGAAAGUGUUUGUCAGAAUUGAUAGUUCACAAUUACAGUUUCCCUUACGCCAUGGGACGCUUCUUUGAUAACGUUCUACGAGUGCUUGUCGUGUUGGCUUCAGUUUCCUCUGGAGUAAGAAGUCAUGUGAUAACGACUCCUCGUAAAUGGACUGUGGGUCAGGAGGUGCAGGUUUGCGUCUUCAUCGAAGAUGCUUCUGCUGCUUCAAACUUCAUAAAGCUGGUUGUUAAAGAUGGUGAUGCAGAAUUGAUUCCAGAGAGAGAAAUCCAGAUUCCACAAGGCAAAAAUCACCUGUGUGAUAAAGUGUUGGUGCCAUCACUGUCGCAGCGUGAAGGCAAACUUAUUGUCACUGGGGAAUUAGGAGGGACCGCUGUGUCAUACGAGAAAGACCUCUUAUUUGCAACAAAGACCUCAAAGACUUUUAUUCAGACAGACAAGUUCCUUUACAAACCAAGCCAAGAAGUGCAGUUUAGAAUAUUAACUUUGGAAGGGCCUUUUCUUAAAGUCUCUACGAAGAAGUAUCCACUGAUAUGGGUUGAAACUCCCUCGGGAAGCAGAAUUGUUCAGUGGAAUAAUGUAGAAAACCCAUCUGGCCUCAUACACCUGUCCUUCAAACUGUCAGAUGAGCCUGAGGAGGGUAAAUACAAAAUAUCUGUUCAGCCACAAGAUGGUGCAAGUACUGUUUCUCAGAUUUUUAAAAUAGAAGAAUAUGUACUUCCAAGAUUUGAGGUCAAGAUAAAUAACCCCAAGUACAUCCUAGGUACAGAUACAGAAUUUAUUUUCAACGUUUGUGCAAAGUAUACUUAUGGACAACCUGUGAAGGGUAAUUUGACUCUAAGAGUCAAUAAUGGAGGAUGGGGAAGUAGUAAGGUUGAGCAUGUCACGGAAAAAAAGAUCUCAGGAUGUGAAGACAUUCGUAUAUCAUCUGAAGAUGUCAAGCUGAAUGGACCUGAUUAUUCUGUUUACAGCUUAUCAGCUACAGCUGUAGUCACUGAAGAUGGCACAGGGGAGGAGUUUCUUGACAAUUCAAAGAUUGAAAUUGAACGAACUGCACUGAAGUUCAAGUCUGUUGGCAAGGAGAUUUUCAUAAAGCCAAAUUUGCCAUUUACAGGAAAGGUUAAAGCUGAAUGGCCAGAUGGUUCUCCUGCUUCAGAAGAAUUGAUGGAAGUAUGUGCUGGCUCAGUCUGCAAAAACAUGUCAACAACCUCAGAUGGAAUCCUAGAAUUCCUGGUCCCAAAUAACAUCAGUGAGAGCAUUUAUAUUAAGUCUGUGAAUUUUCCACGUAUUCAAAGUUCUACCUCCUCGUGGCGGUCCAUCAUGUAUGAAUCCAGUUACAGACAUCAUCUAAAAAAAUACUUUUCUCCAUCAAAUUCUUCACUUGUUAUUCAAGCCCCUGAGAACUCCCUACCUUGCCACCCAGAUGGUUCAAGAGAAAUUAUUCUCCCUGUUCUCUUUUCUGCUAAGAAUCAGCCAAGUGCAGUGUUUACAGUCCAGGUUAUAUCUCGUGGACAGAUUCAGUACACAAACACGGAAGAGUAUGACCUUGUAUCAUCCGACCUUCCAAUAAAAAGUGAUAACUUGAUAAGUACAUCUGAAUCACAACCUGAUCUUGUGCGUGGUGUUAUCAAUAUACCUAUAAGUCUCCCUUCAACAGCCUCUCCAUCUGCAAAGAUUGUAGUGUGGUAUUCCCGUGAGGAUGGCGAGGUGAUCUCAGAUUCUCAAGAAAUUAAGGUUUCCCGAUGUUAUACCAAUAAUGUCGACCUUAAUUGGUCUAAGAGCAAAGUACAACCAGGGGAAGAGGCCAACAUUAAGAUUUCUACUGAGCCACAAUCUACUUGCAGCCUAGGUGUUGUGGAUAAAAGUGUUGAGCUUCUUUCUUCUGAAAAUGACAAAUUAACAUUGGAAGAAGUGUUUGACUUAGUAGAGCAAAGUAUGAUCAAUGAGUACGAUAAUCCACAGACGGAAGAUUUUCAGUACUGUCGCAAGAAGAUGGAAAAUAGAGGGUCUUCAGAGACCCGUGGACCCGCUGGCCCCCCUGGUACUAGUUCUGGGUUUGUUCAUAUGCCAUGGGUGUUACGAUAUUACUCAGACUAUGUUGAUGCCUUGAAAAUGUUUGAUAAUUCAGGAAUAUACUUUAUGACAGAUCUUACAACUGAGACAAGACCUUGUGAAGAAUCAAGAUUUACUGAGUACUAUUAUGACCUUGACCUUGCCUUGGAGGACUCUGGAACUGAAGAAAACGAUUAUGCUAAUGAAGAAAACGAUUAUGCACUUUUAUCUGUAGAUAUUCCUGAUGGUUCUCCAGUAAAUUUAAGAGAUGGUUCUCCAGUAAAUAUAAGAACAGAUCACACAAAUUCUAAGCCUAGGACUUAUUUCCCUGAGACAUGGCUUUGGGAUGUGAUUUUUACUGUAUCAUCAGGCGUCAUUGAAAAAGAACUUACACUACCUGACACAAUCACUGAAUGGGUAGGAAAAGCAGUCUGCGUUCACCCAGUAAAAGGGUUAGGGGUGUCCCAGAGAGCUCCUAUCAUCACAUUCACACCAUUCUUCACUGAUUUGACUCUACCCCCAUCUGUGAAGCGAGGAGAAAUUCUUCCAGUAAAAAUAUCUGUUUUUAAUUACCUUGAGACUGAUUUGCCUGUAAAAAUUAUCCUACAAGAAAGCAGUGAGUAUGAAAUUUUGGAAGACCCUGAAAAUGAACUCCCUGCAGGUCAUCAAAGUACUUGCAUACCCCAACAAGACAAGAAAGUUCACACAGUGAAGAUUCGUCCUCUUGUUAUUGGAGAUGUGAAUAUCACUGUUGGUGCCUUUGUUGAUGAGGAGUAUCCUGAGGCAUGUGGGCCAGAAUACGUCAUUAGUAAGAGGGAUUUGUUGAUUAAGCCAAUCAAAGUUGAAGCUGAAGGAUUUCCCAGAGAGAAGACUUGGACGAAGUACAUUUGUUCUAAAGAUAUUGCUGAGAAUGUUGAUUUCUUAGAGAAGUGGGAUAUGGAAGCUCCUUCAGAUAUAGUACCUGACUCGGCCCGUGGUUGGGUCACAUCUGUUGGAGAUUUGCUUGGACCAACACUAGAGAACCUUGGGUCUCUUGUUCGCAUGCCAUAUGGAUGUGGUGAACAAAACAUGUUGAAUUUUGCUCCUAAUAUCUUCAUUCUUCAGUACCUAGAUGCCUCUAAUCAGACAACAAAGGAUAUUGCCAAUAAGGCAAUUGAUUUCAUGAAGCAAGGAUACCAACGUGAACUCAAGUACAGACAUCAGGAUGGAUCAUACAGUGCCUUUGGGAGUUCUGAUGAAUCUGGUUCUACUUGGCUGACUGCUUUUGUACUGAAGUCUUUUGCUCAAGCUCGCCAGUACAUUCAGAUUGACGGAGAUGAUCUAGACAUGAGUCGAGACUGGCUGAAGAUGAAACAAAUGGAGAAUGGAUGUUUUCAGUCUGUAGGAAAAGUAUUUCACAAGGGAAUGAAGGGUGGCAUUGCUGGUGCAGGGUCUCCAGUUCCUCUUACAGCUUAUGUUUUGAUAUCUUUACUGGAAUCUGGUGAGCCGCACACAAGUAAAGCUAUCAGUGAAGCAGCCUUUUGUUUAAAUGCUGACAAGUCUGAAAAUCCAUAUACGAUUGUACUCACAGCAUAUGCUUUAGCAUUGUCACAAGAGUCAAAUGCCAAUAAUGUUGUGCAAAAGAUGAUUAGUUUGGCCACAGAGACAUCAAAUUCUAUGCACUGGGAGCUGCCCGAAGGAUCAGGUAUGAGUGAUGCUGUUGCAGUAGAGACAGCUGGCUAUGCUGUUCUAGCAAUGAUGACUCUUGACCCUGAAAAUUAUGUAACUCAAGCUAGAAAAGUUGUUAAAUGGAUUUCAUCCAAGAGAAAUGGUCAGGGUGGCUUUAUAUCUACACAGGAUACAGUUGUGGCACUACAAGCUUUGGCUGUAUUUGAAGCACAUCAAGAUAAAGGUUCAACUAACUUGGUGGUCACAGUUGAUGGUGAUGGCCUUGAACAUCACUUUUUCAUAGAUGACUCUAACAAGCUACUUCAACAGAUGGUUAAAAUUCCAAGUUUUCCAAACAGUAUCAUCUUGGGUAUGGAAGGAGAAGGAUGUGCUCUUGCACAGGCAGUUCUUCGAUAUAAUGUCCCUGAACCCAGCCCAAGUGAAGCAUUUGAACUUGAAGUUGAAACUGAUACUGCUCCUGAUUCUAAGUGUGUAACAAAGAGAAUAAAAACUUGCGCUUCCUAUCAGCAUCCUGAUUUGAAGUCCAAUAUGGCUGUGAUAGAAGUGAACUUGGUCUCUGGUUACAUUCCAGAAAAGGCUGACUUGAAGAGAAUUGUUGGUUAUGGCGCAGGAUUGUUCAAACGAUAUGAAGUUGAUGGAAAUAAAGUGACAUUUUAUGUUGACGAGAUGUCUAAAAAUAAAAUAUGUUUAACAUUCCGAAUUAUACGUGAAGUUGACAUGGAGGAUGUGAAACCUGGAACUGUAAAAAUAUAUGAUUACUACCAGCCAGAAUUCACUGUUAGUAAGAGUUAUACUCUUCCUCCCAAUGAUGUUUGUGAUUUUGGACCAUCAGUUGUUAUUGAUGGGAUCAUAGUAGAUGAGGAAGUAGAAGAUUCUACAUCGGAUGUUCCUUUUGAUGCUAUUGAUGAUCUCCUGGGAGUUCUUGAUGAGAUGCCAUGAGAUAAAAGUGGUAAUUGUGGUAAUCUAACCCACAAAGUGGAGAAUAUCGAAAUGGUAAUUCAGCACCCAAAUUGACAAACUAAUGCCAUUCAUAGUAAACACCAGUAAGGAUUAGAUGAAAAUUUAUUACUGUAACUGGUUUUAUUUCAAAGUUGGCCCUUGGAUUUUUCAGAAAUUAUGAAAUGUGUUAUGUUUAUAUAAAAAUGUCUUAUAGUAAAACUGUUGCCUAUUUAUAAUUUUAUUAAAAAAUUAAAAAGAAAAAUUGAGUGAAAGUAUCUUAAUCUCUGAUACUUUGAGACCAUCAAUAUUCUAGACCCCCCCCCAAAAAAAAAUCAACACAAAAAAUGUAUUUCUCCUCAACUGUUUAAUCUUCAUUAAUAGGCUAAGUAUUAGCCAGAAUAUGUUUUAAUUUUUCUUUAUAUGAAUGGAAAACCUACAAAUAAAAUUAUAUGGGCACUUCCCACUGUCAGUUUUAUAGAAAGUGGUUGUUAUCAAUUUUGUCUCAAGACUUGAGUUGCUAAAAUUCCAGUACUUAUUCUAAUUGAUAUUUAAUAAAAAUUCAUGCACAGCUUUAAACUUUUGGUUCUCUUACUGUGACAGGAACUGUGCCCUUUGAUUACGUUUUAAGAUUAAAAUAAAACUCUGAAAAGAAA